AUGGGAGAGAUCAGCGAGCACCGGUGCAUGGUCUCUCGAAAGGAUCGUUUCCUUUUGUACGCCUUCUGUGCAGCAACGUUGAUACUGGUUGCAGCUACUUUCUGCUUGUUUGCUCUACAUCAAAUCAGAAUUGACCAACUCCAGGCUCACAUCAACGACAUACAAGAUAAACGAGCAGCAAAGAUCAACUCUGUAGGAAAGAAUGCAGACGGUCACGGCAUUGACAUGCUACAUCGUUACGUUAGAGAAGCUCUCGGUGGCAAAGUCGACAAUAAAGGAAGCACUAACAUGGACAAACUUGUAGAAGAGAUGAUCAAUAUGCAGCUGCGAUCACUGCGAGCUCACUGUAUCGCAAACGAAAGAGUCUGCAUUCAAGGUCCCAAAGGAAGCGUGGGAGCAAAAGGUGACAAUGGUAAACGGGGACCACAAGGCCAAAAGGGCCAAGAGGGAUUCGUUGGACUGCAAGGCGAGAAAGGUGAAAAAGGUGACGUGGGACCGCGUGGAACUAGCAUUGACCCUCCCGUCAUCACUCGUUCUCCAGUCAGCAUGACCGUAUUACAAAAAGGAGUAGCUGUCUUCAAAUGUGAGGCGCGUGGAACACCAAAUCCUACAAUCAGUUGGAGAAGACUGGAUAACUCGCCGCUCCCGAAAUUGCGAGCUUCUGUAUUGCUCACUAAAGCACUAAGAAUCGUUGAUAUCCAACAAGAAGAUGCAGGAUCAUAUGUAUGUGAAGCUAAAAACGUGUUUGGGUUAGAGCAAGCAUACGCCACUCUUGCCGUUCAAGCUCCUCCAUCUUUUGUUAAAGUGUCUUCUGACGUUGUUUCCGUCUUUCCCGGAGACGAUGUCAAAUUGGACUGUUUGACGUCAGGAUAUCCCAUUCCAACGAUUACUUGGUCUCGAGUAGAUGAUUUGCCCAAGUCCAGCAAAAUAGAGAAGAACGGAACUCUCAUUCUUCGUAACGUGACGCAAUCGGAUGUAGGUCAAUACAUCUGUACAGCACAAAACGAUAUUGGAAACAAGACUCACUCUCUCACUCUCAGACUAGAUUUAAAUAGUUAG
Molecule: messenger RNA, 1059 nt
Organism: Corticium candelabrum
Lineage: Eukaryota; Metazoa; Porifera; Homoscleromorpha; Homosclerophorida; Plakinidae
Product: roundabout homolog 1-like
Exons: 6
Coding region: 1-1059 (352 amino acids)
Source: RefSeq, a predicted model, not a curated record